CUCCAUCAGUAACAACCUGCUACGUUGCCAUCAUCUUUUAUUUGUUAUCGUCUGUUUUGUUAUUAUUGGAUUUAAUCGUUACUGAAGUGUAUUUUACGCAAUAUGAUUAUAAUGAUGAAUGAACGCUGUUUUACUGAUCUCUGGAAUUAUCUGAAAUCACUUUUUCAUUUUUCAAACAACAAUUCGGAUGUGAAAAUGCAUUUGGUACAUUUGAAAUAACCUCGUCGUCAGGUCGGGUUUAGCCAUGUCAAACGGCGGUAUUCUAUAUAUAGAACUUUUAUAGCAGCAAAAAUGAUGAUUUGCCAUAAUUACUCAAUUACGAGCCAGAUCGGCCAUUAAUCAUAGGACAGAUAAACGGCUAUUACUGAUUUUUUCCCCCUGUAAAGCCAUGCAAACAAUAUCUGCAACACGCAAUGGCGUUCCGCCACCCCCGCAAACAGCUCGGCUGAUAUCGGCUACCAAUAAAAUUGAUCGGCGUAAGUGAACGGAAAUUUCAUGAUCCAUUCAAUUUCAAAUGACUUGUGCGACUCGGCGACCAUGCAACCACUUCUUAGUAAAUGUAAAUUAAAAGAAUUAUGAAUUUUAGUGUCAGGUAUUCACCGAAUUACAUUUAUUUGUGCUGGUUAUUAAACAAUGGAACUACGUGACCAUAUUUUGAUAGUUGUAUGUAUUCUUGUACCAACAAUUUACUGCGGAAAACUUAAAGAUUUUCUCAAAGUAAACUACUUUGAUGAUCAAUUUUUAGAAUCACCUUUUCAAACAUAUUGGCAGGAAAGAAACACGAUGUUAGAGCAAACACAAAAUCAAACAUCUACAAAUAAAGACUUUAAAAUACUCAAUAAGACAGACAGGCCAGUAAACAGGAGUUCUAUACUAGCUUUGCUUCAAUUUGCUGUGAUACAAAGACACAUACAACGUGAUAUCUUUUCUACCUCGCCUUAUUCACCUUCAUAUAUAACAGACUCGUCUAUAGAUGUUGCAAAGAGACACUAUAUGAAACACACUGAUACAACUAUUGAACUACUGCUGGUCAUUGACAACUCAACAUUCCAGAAAUUUUUAAGAGAGAGCUUGUUCGACGUUGCUGAUGCAAAGAGAAGAAUCAAGCAAUAUUUUAGCAUACUUAUUGCAAUAGUAAACCAGAGAUUCGAGACGAUAAGUGACAAAACUUUCUCGAUACAUGUACAAAUAUGUGAUAUUUAUAUUGCUGAGACAAAACGUGAUGUAGUUUGGUUAGAAUAUAUAGCAAGAUGGUCAUCUUACAAUGGUAAUAGCAUUGUUAGUGCAAGCCGAGCUUUAAAACGGUUCCAGAAAUGGCUUAGUAGAAAAACAUUUCUACCCAAGUACGAUCAUGCAAUUUUAUUUACAAGCUAUAUACUAAAAAGAAGGCUAAAAAAGGUUGAUGGUCUUGCCUAUGUUGGAACAAUGUGUAAUACCUCAGAAGGUAAAUCAGCGUCCAUAGUACAAGAUGUUGGCGAUUUUAAGUCUGCAGGCGUGAUAACUCAUGAACUUGGUCACAGCUUAGGUGCUACUCAUGAUGGUGAAGGUAUCAACCAUAAAUGUCCAGCUGACAAAAAUUAUAUAAUGGCUCCACAAAAUUCCCAUGAGCAAGAUGUUUCCAGAAAUGUGUUCUAUUUUUCACCUUGUUCAAUGCGACAGCUGAAAGAAUUUAUAAUGUCUUCUAGGUCUCAAUGUUUGUUGAAUGUACCAAUGGGAACAAUAACACAUGACUUAGUCAAGACUCCGCCUGGAAAAAUAUUUGAUAAAAACGAACAAUGCGCAAUGGCUUUUGGCUCAUCUUCAAUGUUUUGUGAAAUUGAAUCUGCUCGUUCAGUGAUAUGUUCUCGCCUCUGGUGUACAAGCGACAUGGAAAAUAAGUGUCACAGUAAUAACCGGUUGAUAGCUCUUCCCGGAACACCAUGUGGGCAACGGAAAUUUUGCCAUCUUGGAGAGUGUGUAUCCCCAUUCCGACAGUCACUUGCAUACAAAAUGUAUAAUAGAACACCUACACUGCGUGAUGAGUCUUGUCCAGCUGGAGACUUAUUUGCCAUCUAUUGCAGCGUGAUUAUAAAGGCGUCACCUCGUUUGUGUGAAGAAAGAAAAGGCAUGAAAAAAUCGUGCUGUAAAUCUUGCAGGGAUCGGCGAAAUUUAGCUUACUCUCUGAGUUGAUACAGAAAUCACCUAUAAGUGGAUAACAUUUAGCUUAACCUUUAAGCUGAUUAUAUAUAACAGAGGGAGUUGAUUGGCAAUUGACUCGGUGAUGAUUGAUAAAGCACGGUUAAAUGGUCAUAUAUAUCUGACCUUUAGAAAAUACGUGAUCUGCGUUUGACAGCUGUUGAAUUAUAUCUGUAAAAAUAUCGAUACCUUUGGCUAAACAACGUUUGACAUUUAACUACAGCACAAUCAACUGAGGUAGAAAUUCAAAAUAAUUACAUUAGGAUAAGGCGUUUUUCGACGUCGUAUUAUCAAAACACUAUAGGCAUUGCCCUUAAUUCAACAUGUUAUGAUUGAAAUUAAUUUUUUUGCGCCAAAGCUAUAAAAAGGUAUAAAACGUUACCUUUUUAAACUUUUUACACUUAAAACUAUACAAUAGGAAAUGUUAAACACACGGUGAUUGGCAUAGUGUCUUCUGUAUUAAUAAUAACUUAAAAAAUUACGAACAAGUGUCCAUUUCUGCAAUAAGUUUCAACAUAUAUGGUGUGUUUAUCUGUACAGGUAAAUUGAUUAGAAAUGUAAAUUUCAAUUUGAUAAGGAAACAUAUUAUCAACAUCAAAUAUUGAAAUGACUUUUUUAAAAAACAGAUAAUGAAUUCCACUUUUUGUAAAGAAAGAUAAAAAAGUUUUAAAGAACAAUAUAAUCUAUCUUUCUAUAAUUGGUAUUCUUUGUUUUAUAUGAUACUGUUUUUAUUAUUCAUAAAAUAAAAACAACUUAAAA
Messenger RNA from Ruditapes philippinarum (Manila clam), 2934 nucleotides. RefSeq names its product metalloprotease mig-17-like. The transcript is spliced from 13 exons. Lineage: Eukaryota; Metazoa; Mollusca; Bivalvia; Venerida; Veneridae. Gene Ontology annotation, biological process: proteolysis. Gene Ontology annotation, molecular function: metalloendopeptidase activity. The coding region runs from base 634 to 2169 and encodes 511 amino acids. The record is from RefSeq and is a predicted model, not a curated record.